AUGUUUGUAUGGGUCAGUGGAAAUGGAGAUGUUCGCGUUUGGGACUGCCAUACUGGUCGAUGUGUUGAUCAAGGCAAUCUUGGUGCUCAAAUUGGAUUUUUAAUCAGCCAAGGCCCAUGGUUAUUCGCUGGAUUAAGGAACCUUGUGAAAGCAUGGAACCUGAAAACAGAAAUGCAAUACAGUAUCGAUGGACCGGUUGGGCAAGUUUAUGCGCUUGAGGCAACCACUGAAGAUGUGCUUUUUGCUGGGACGGAGGACGGAAGCAUAUUUAUCUGGAAAUGCAAUCCCGAAAGCAACUCAUUUCCGUUGAUUUCAAUUUUGAAAGGUCACACUGCCAGCGUCCUUUCACUGCAAGUAGGAUGCAAGUCACUGUAUUCCAGUUCAAUGGAUAAUAUGAUUCGAAUUUGGGCUUGUGGUAAAGAUGGUAGCAUGGGAGUUACCCAUACACGUGAUGAAGAGCAUCCUAUCCUGGCACUGUUUGGGAUGGACGAUGCGUAUGAUAAACCCAUAUUGUGUUGCUCUUGCAAUGAUAAUUCUGCCAUAUUAUAUGAAUUACCAUCGUUUACUAAGAGGGGAACGAUAUUUGGUAAGCAAGAAGUUGGAAGAAUUCAAUCAGGUCCAGGGGGGCUUUUCUUCACUGGUGAUGGGACUGGCUUACUCCACGCACUGUUUUAG
This is a messenger RNA of Vitis vinifera (wine grape), 675 nucleotides long. RefSeq names its product zinc finger CCCH domain-containing protein 48. Lineage: Eukaryota; Viridiplantae; Streptophyta; Magnoliopsida; Vitales; Vitaceae. The record is from RefSeq and is a predicted model, not a curated record. Bases 1 to 675 code for a protein of 224 amino acids. Gene Ontology annotation, molecular function: protein binding. The transcript has 6 exons.